AUGGUGGUGUUUCUCGGCGGUAACGUGAAGAUCCUGAAAGUAGAAUACGAACUUUUGAAAUCGAGCAGGAAAAGGAUUUGCGAUCUCCACUUUAUCGAGACUGGACGAUGUAUGACAGAUGAGAUAAUACUGAGCGGAGGGAGUCUGUUACGCUCAGAGGAACAGGGCGAAGUUAGGGCUUACAUACGGAACAGUGAUAUCCCUCAACAUCUAGUUGAAAGUCUACAAAGUGUUUUGAAUCGUUUCGAUGAUGGUGUUUUCUUCUCUGUUGGUGAGGUGGGGACAUUCGUCAAUGGAUGUCUCUGGCGCUACCAUAAUGGUGAAAAGUGGAUGGACCUGAAAAUGCAGUGUUCGAAGGGAUUGGAAUCACAACGCGUUAAGCAGACUGUAAGGAUUACUGGUUCUCGUGACGUUCUUCCGACUUCAGCCCAACGUUUUCCUAAGGGUCCAAAGCUUGGGCUGAAAGCUGUGGAAAAGGGGGAAUCGAUAGAGGAGUCAUCAACUGGCCAUUCUUUUUCUCCAAGAUUCGUCACGGUCGGUCCUUUGCGCACACCCAAGGAGGAGCCAUCUGAUCCCACAAUCGAUCCUCCUUGGAAAAUCUCCGAGUUGCCUCCGCAAGAUCCUAGUUUGCUCAAGAACUGCUUUUUGGUGGAAGGGAAACAGUUAAUUCAGCUGUUUCGAUUUUGCCCACAAUGUGGAAGCAAAAUUCUUGAAGGGAACAAAACCGUGUCCAGGGUCAGAGAAAUUUUCUGGGAAUACCGCCUGUCUCUUGUUCUAAUCUUUGUGGACUAUGAGAAAGCCUUCGACAGCGUAGAAACAAAUGUAACACUUUCAGCGCUGGUCGAUCAAGCGCUCUGUUACGCAGCGAAGAAGUGGACAGAUAUCGCUGCCACGUCUAGGAAACCACUCACUACCCACGGAGCUAUUGAGAGAUGUCUUCUGAAAUUUAACCAGCGCACACAACACCUAGCCGGUAUUCGUAGCCCCGACUUACGAGCAAUGUCCAGUCUUCGCCACGCAGCGGAAUAUAUAUCGAAAGCAAAGCACAGAUGGGCCGGCCAUGUGAUGAGAAGAAUCGACGAUAAAUGGACUAAAAGAACGCUAGAGUUGAUCCCAAAGGAAGGAAGAGGGGCGUUGCGAUUAUCGGCACUUGCACUGCUUUCAUCAGCCAAAGGCGAUUGUCGCGUUGUCUCACUGAUGAACUGCCAAGACUUCUCAGUUUCGCUCAUAUUGAGCUUAUUAGUUUGGACGGUUGGAUCGAAUGAGUUCCGCAAAAGCUGUCGACAAGCCCUACAACGAGGUAGAUAUGUGAUAGAAAAUUCCGUUCCGGCACUCGUUCAUGAGGAGACGAGUCGGUAUCGGAGAAGAGUUGCUGAACGAAUGAAGGAAAUGCAAACAGCUGAGGUUCUCCACCCUCAAUCACUCAUUUUCCCAGCGAAAUAUUUGUCGUUGAAGGCGGUUGGUGACGAUGGUCAAGCCGCUACGUUGCCACCAUGUCCAGAACCUAAUCGUACCAUGUUCACUACCUUGGCACCAAUUACCGUACCCGCUCUGCAGACAACAACAACUGGUGUGACUAGUUGUAGUUCUACGGUUAUUCUUAGUACAACUGUAGCGGGCACAUCAUCUGGAGCUCAGACAGCGAUGACAUCCUCUUCUGGGGCAGCAGCCAGCUCGGCUGGAACUACCCUACCCUCAGUUGGGACUUCAGCAGCUGCUCAAACGUCGACGACGUCACGAACUGGAGGAACUGGUACAGCUCAGUCGACAAUCGCAUCCAAUCCAGCAAAUCCUACCACUAGAACAAUAUCCACGCAAACUGUCCCAGUUCCAGGCGACGACAGCAACACCCAGACAUCCACGUCUGGGGACGUUUCUACCGUCGCAUCCAUGUCAAGUGCAGGAAGUAGUUCGGCAUCGUCGUCAUCACCGUAUACGACAUUUUCACCAGAAGCUCCCUCGUCAAGUGCUGGGACCACCAUGGGAGCGUCAGGAUGUGUGGGACAAGAUGAAGGGAAAGAAUCCAAGAGAUCCUUUGUUAUGCCCACUAUGUACAGUUCAGUGCCCGAAUCUGAUCCAUUCCACAAUUGGAUGAGCUCAAUUUAUGAUUAUAUGUUCAAGGAGGAAGAAAUUUGCGAUCAACCACCAUUGAAAGACUUGAACUCGAUCACUGAGGAUCAGUUGUACGGUUUCCUGGCCACAUUGUCCGCAGCUAACCCAGGUCCUUUCUGCUCGUUGUGUGAUCGAUUUAUGAGUGAAGUUCGAAAACGAGUGUUUGUUGCUAAUCCGCUGUGGGGUGAAGACGGUGAACAUAUUAUGCGAUUAUUGUACGCUAAUAUUCCAACAUCUAAAGCAUUUUGCUCCACUCUGGCACCGGCGUGUUACGAAAAUUACGCGGCACGAACACGUAACAUCACGGAAGCAACAAUUUGUUUGGAAUGCACUGCAUGUAUGACCGUUGGGAAUGUGAUUCAGCAUAAUUUUCUGCUCGACAAAGGAGUCGUCGACGCUUUCCUACGUUUUCUUCGCUCCUCCUUCUUCCAUAAUACUUGCGCCGAACUUUGUCUUGUCUGGCAACCGCUCAAUCUAACGUUGUUCCCAAAUGGAUUCACCUACGAAGGGUGCAUGGACUUCAUGGACGACCGUUACGCAGACGUUAUUAACAUCGCUACAGUACUGCUGCGACCGGAACGAUUUUGCAGUUUGACAGUGCCGGUCGGGUUCGACUGUGUCACGGGUCUUUUGACGGCUAAAGAUAGUGAGGCUGCUCAGAAAUGA
Messenger RNA from Necator americanus (New World hookworm), 2778 nucleotides. RefSeq lists its product as uncharacterized. The record is from RefSeq and is a predicted model, not a curated record. The transcript has 19 exons. NCBI's taxonomy places the organism in Eukaryota, Metazoa, Nematoda, Chromadorea, Rhabditida, Ancylostomatidae. Bases 1 to 2778 code for a protein of 925 amino acids.